Messenger RNA from Aegilops tauschii subsp. strangulata, 2161 nucleotides. Its product is annotated as probable metal-nicotianamine transporter YSL18. NCBI's taxonomy places the organism in Eukaryota, Viridiplantae, Streptophyta, Magnoliopsida, Poales, Poaceae. The record is from RefSeq and is a predicted model, not a curated record. Gene Ontology annotation, molecular function: oligopeptide transmembrane transporter activity. Gene Ontology annotation, cellular component: membrane.
AUGGAGCCGAUCGGCGACCCGCGGGAGGGGCCGUCGACGGAGCGCGCGUUCGAGGAGCAGACCAUCCCGCCAUGGACGGAGCAGGUGACGCCGCGCGCCGUGGUGGCGAGCCUGGUCCUGGGCGCGGCCUUCAGCGGCGUCAUGAUGAACCUGGUGUUCACGUCGGGGAUCGUCCCCACGCUGAACAUCACCGCCGGCCUGCUGGGGUUCUUCCUCCUCAAGGCGUGGACGCGCCUGCUCGACAAGCUCGGCGUGUUCUACGAGCCCUUCACCCGCCACGAGAACGUCGUCGUCCAGACCUGCGUCGUCGCCUGCGCCAGCAUGACCUACAGCGGAGGGUUCGGGUCGUACCUGCUCGCCAUGGACCAUAGGACGGCGGAGAAGAUCAACACCGGCGAGGUCCACGGCAGAAACGUCAGCGAGCCGACGCUACCCCGGAUUAUGGCCUUCUACUUUCUCAUCAGCUUCGUCGGAAUUCUCGCCAUUAUCCCCAUGAGGAAGACGAUGAUCAUCCGCCACCGGCUGACGUUCCCGAGCGGCUCAGCUACGGCUCACCUCAUCAACAGCUUCCACACCCCUUACGGAGCCAUGCAAGCAAAGAAGCAAGUGUCUCUGAUGAUCCAGUCGUGCCUGGGAAGCUUUUUCGUGUCCAUCUUCCAAUGGUUUUACUCCGGCGGACCGCAUUGUGGCAUGACCUUCUUCCCUUCAUUUGGGCUUGCCGCCUUCAAUCGCGGCUUCUACCUCAAUUUGAACGGAACAUACGUCGGCGUCGGGAUGAUCAGCCCUUACCUGAUAAACAUCUCGAUGCUGGUCGGGGCCAUCGUCUCCUGGGGAUUCAUGUGGCCCUACAUCGAAACCAAAGAGGGGAGCUGGUACGCCGCCGAUCUCCAGGAAGGCAGCUUGCGUGGCAUCAACGGCUACAAGGUGUUUGGCGCCAUAGGCAUGAUCCUGGGCGACGGCAUCUUCCAGCUGGUGGUGAUCAUGGUGAGGACCCUGCAGACGAUGCGGCACCACCAGCUGGAGGCGGCGGAGGCGCUGCGGUCCUUCUCCGACGCCAACGCGGUGCCGCGCAACGUGCUCAGCUUCGACGACCGGCGCCGGACGCAGGUGUUCCUCCGGGAGCACGUCCCGGGCACCCUCGCCAUGGGCGGCUACGCGGCCCUGGCGCUGCUGUCCACCGUCGCCAUCCCGCACCUCUACGGCCAGGUGCGGCACUACCACGUGGCGACGGCGUACGUGUUCGCGCCGCUGCUGGCCUUCUGCAACGCCUACGGCACGGGCGUGGCCGAGACCAACUUCGCGGCGCAGUACAGCAAGCUGGUGAUCCUGCUGUUCGCGUCGUGGAUCGGGUACGGCAACGGCGGGGUGGUGGGGAGCCUCGUCAUCUGCGGCGUCGUCUCGUCCGUCGUAUCCACCGCCUCCGACUUCAUGUCGGACUUCAAGACCGGGUACCUGACGCUCACCUCGCCGCGCGCGCUCUUCGUGAGCCAGGUCAUCGGGACCGGCAUCGGCUGCGUCGUCAACCCGGCCGUGUUCACCGUGUUCCACCACUUCUACGAGGAGGCCGGGAACAAGAUCUACCAGGUGCCGCUGGCCAAGAUCUACCGGGCCAUCGCCGUGGUCGGCGUCGGCGACCUGGACCUGCCCCGGCACUGCCUGAGCAUGAGCGUGGGCUUCUUCGUGCUGGCGCUGGCGGUGUGCGCGCUGCGGGAGGCGGCGGCGCACUACAAGUGGCGCGCAAGGAACUUCAUCCCGAGCGUCACCGGCAUGGCCAUGUCGUUCCUGCUGGUGCCGGCGGUGGCCAUCGACAUGUGCGUCGGCAGCCUGGUGCUCUACCUGUGGACCAGGUCGGACAGGGACGGCGCGCAGGCGUUCGGGCCGGUGCUCGCGUCCGGGCUCAUCUGCGGCGACGGGCUCUUCUCCAUCCCCUACGCGCUGCUCGCCAGGUACGGCGUCACGCCGCCCAUCUGCAUCAGGUUCGUCGCCAGGGAGCAGAACGACAAGCUGGACGCCUACCUGGCCACUGUACUUGAGAAGUCCCGAUGAAGGCUGUCGACACCCAACCCUUCCUGACCUGUAGAUCCUGCCAUGAUGAUACGACGACAUGAUCUAGUGAUAGCAUGUAAAUUGGAACUUCUGCAAUUAUUGGUCGUUUGAUGUA